Molecule: messenger RNA, 1497 nt
Organism: Porites lobata
Lineage: Eukaryota; Metazoa; Cnidaria; Anthozoa; Scleractinia; Poritidae
Source: the annotation of a GenBank genome assembly
AUGGCAUUUGACAGUUGCCACAAGACGAGAAGGAGGCAGUUGCAGAUGCUAACGUUCGCACACAUUUUCAAGUCCUGUAGUCAAGACAGCUGCGCAGUCCUUGCCGUUAUGGCCGAUGUUAUUCGGCAACUCAAGAUCGCCAUGCCCGGGCUCAAGACCGUCUGUUAUCGGCAGGAUAAUGCCGGCUGCUACCACUGUGGAACCACUCUCGUCUGUGCAGCAGCCCUUGGCCAUGAAGAAGGUGUCAAGAUCAGGCGUCUAGAUUUUUCUGAUCCACAAGGGGGCAAGGCGGCAUGUGAUCGGAAGGCUGCGACUAUUAAGUCCCAUAUGAGGAUUUAUCUUAACGCUGGAAAUGAUAUCGAGACGCCUGAGCAGAUGAGGGACGCGAUACUCUCUUCUGGUGGAGUUCCUGGUGUUAACGUAGCAUUGUGUGAGACUGUCCAAGUCCCGAAGGUGCUAUCUUCAAAGAUAGAUGGUAUUAGUCAGCUCAGUAAUGUCGAGUACAAGGAAGAGGGGCUACUAGUUUGGAGGGCGUAUGGUAUCGGCGAUGGUAAACUCAUCCCUACAGACAAAUUGCAUUGCCCAUCCCCAUCUGACCUACCGACCCUUACCGGAGUUACUCGCUCUUACUCAGGCGCAUUUACAUCUGUCAAGGAGAGGCGCAUAAAAGCAUCAGUUCGAGAUCCAGAUCCACCAGUGAAUAUCGAAGAGGAAGACAGUAACGCGGCGAUCUUCAGUUGUCCUGAAGAGGGUUGUGUCAAAACAUUUGUGAGAUAUUCAUCAAUGCAGCGGCAUUUAGACUGUGGAAAACACCAACGAGCUCUUGAGCGAUAUACUCUACUGGAUAGAGCUGCUGUUGGAUAUGCUCAAAGGCUUGAGGGGCAAUGCGAAGCUGUUCCCGAGCUGGAGGCAGUUGGAGAACCGCCAUCUUCUCACGACAUGCUACCAAAGGGUUGGGCGCUCAAGUCAAGUGCUUCCCGUAGAUCUAGAUUUACGUACAAGCAAAGGAACUACCUGACUGAAAAAUUUCAACAAGGUGAGCGGUCAGGACGAAAAAGUGAUCCGGCAUCAGUUGCGCGCUCUAUGAUGUCUGCCGUGGACUCACAAGGGAAACGGAUGUUCAGUAGUGAAGAGUUUCUGACUGCAUCUCAGGUCGCUGGAUUCUUCUCCAGACUUGCGGCAAAGAAGUCUCUCUUUAACGAUGAUGAUCUUGAAGAGGAGAUUGAAUGUGCCACCCAGGAGGCAACCAUCGAAGAAUUGACGAAUAAGGUUUCUCGGGAACUUUUUCCAGGACACCCCAUCAUGUGGGAUAAAUAUAACCUAUGCGAAAUGACCUCAGGAGGGAAACUCAACACGACCAAGUUAUCGGUUGCAAAACUCAGAGACAUUUGCGCCGGGCUUGACAUUGCUGUUGAUGUAUCCAUCAAACGCAAACAGCCCUAUGCAGACAAAAUUGAGGAGUACUGUCAAACAUGUCGCUGCAAAGCGGAUAAGUAA